GCGUUUCUGAAUGUUAGAUGCAGCUUACUUUUGAAACUGGAUCACUAUGGUUCUGAGGAACGCGUCUCAUAGGAAUGGUUUGGACAGAACAAUUGACCAGACGUUUCCGAAUCUGAAUUUUUACCUCUCCAAAUCCGUUCAUGGUAGCGCACCUACAGCUUUUGGUCAUUUCUUCACCACCAAAUCUCAAAGGAAGAUCAGAGGAUGAAAGUUCUGACUAGUUUCCCUCUUUUACUGGGCUGCUUGACUCUCUUACACCUGGACGUUAUCUCGCAUGCGCUCACCGGAGCGGCGGCGGCACAGCGCACCGGUCACCGACAUACCGGAGCGGACAAACCCAAUCCAAGCGUUUUACGGUUAACGGGAGCGCGCAACAGCACGACGCCCAGAAAGCCCGUUGACCACGCGAAGAUAUCUCGCAUCAGGACUGGGCCUCCUCUGAUAAAAAACGAGGCCAACCCAGUGACUGUACCUGUUAUCCUAGGGCACAGAGAGGCCGUGCGCUCCUGGGUACCCAAGGAUGCGGCGCGCGUUGCAUCCAGCGCGGCAUCCUCAUCCACCAUCCAUCACCAGGCGGGACACAACAAAGGAAAAGGAGUUUCUAAUCACAAAUCUGCCGUGCCGUCCCCGUUAAGAGCAGCUCAGCCCAAAACCGCGGUGCUGAAAAGCAAAGCGCCAGCACCAGCCCCGCUGAGAGCGAAAGGAACAGUGAAGGGGAUCGAAAACGAGGCACUCAAGCAUCCAUUGGUCACCCCGCAUGACUACAUGCUAUCCCUGUACUGGUCACUGACCAGCGGAGAGGUCAAUACAAGUGUCCUGCACGAGGCUGGGAUGGCCAAUACCAUCACCAGCUUUGUGGACAGAGGGCAAGAUGAUCGUGUGACCCAGCUUAGACGCCAGAGAUACCUCUUCAACAUCAGCUCUAUGGAGAAGGAGGGUUUGUUGGGCGCGGAGCUGCGCAUCCUCCGAAAGAAACACAUGGACAUCCGCAAGACCUCAUUUAACGAUGGCACGACUUUUUUGAUAUUAUACACCUGUGCAAAAGGUAAGCAGACACCCAUCAUGGUCCAGUCUCGCCGUGUCGAUCAACACAACGCGCCUUACUGGGAAGUGUUUGACAUUUGGAAAGUGUACAAGAACUUCAGAAACACACCUCAGCUUUGCUUCGAGCUGGAGGCGGUGGAUCAAGGCCGACCGCUUGACUUGACAUUACUCGGCUUGGGUCGGAUGAGUCGACAAACAAAAGAAAAGGCCUUUUUUGUCGUGUUUGGACGUACGAAAAAGCGAGGUCUGUUCUACAACGAGAUCAAAGCCCGUUCGGGUCACGACAACAAGACGGUUUACGAGUACCUCUUCACCCAGCGUAGGAUGCGUCGGGCGCCGUUGCCCCGUGGUACAAAAAUAUCCAAAAAACCCAAGCAGCGCUGUAACCGGAAGCAACUGCACGUCAACUUUAAGGACAUGGGCUGGGACGACUGGAUCAUCGCUCCUCUGGAGUAUGAGGCCUUCCACUGCGACGGCGUCUGCGACUUUCCCAUCCGUUCCCAUUUGGAGCCCACCAAUCACGCCAUCAUCCAGACCCUCAUGAACUCCAUGGAUCCUCGGUCCACUCCUCCAACCUGCUGUGUUCCGACCAGACUGAGUCCCAUCAGCAUUCUGUACAUCGACUCGGCCAAUAAUGUGGUGUAUAAGCAGUACGAGGACAUGGUCGUGGAGAGCUGUGGCUGCAGGUAGCGGGAAGUCGCUUGCAGACAUUUACACAGAUGUGAGGGAAACAGAAACUCUUUUAGACUCCUUGUGGUGUCUCUGACUUUUUAACCGCUAAGGACUUCGAACGUUCUGCGUCCAGAGAUUUACAGAGGGCAUUGGAGAAGCUUUCUUUUUGUAAUGUCUCAAAUGUCCUCGUUUCCAAAAAGAAAACACGUUUAUAUAAAUGUCAGAUUAGUAAUUUAGGCCAUGUACAUCACUUACAUUUUUUGUGUGAAAUGGACAUUUCAUAUUUGUUCAAUGUGUGCCACCUUGGACAUCGCAGCUCUGGAUUUUCAGGUUUUUGGGAUUGGGUGUGCUUUCGUGCUGCCACAGUCAAUCAGCAUCGUCGUGACAUGUUCAUGAGAAUACAAGGUAGUUAGUCACAUGACAUUUACGACUCGAGUGAUUGGCUGCAAAAUUGACUGGUCAAGAGAUUCCUGCUGGUGAAAAUACACCACUACUCAUCACUAGAGAUUUAAAACAGUUCAAUGGUUCUGCAAUGUUUUGCAAAUAUAAGCUGCUCAACAAAAGCAUAUUUUCAAAGGUUUUUUUCUAAGAAUUAGCAAUUGUUUAUAAAAGGUCCAGCUGUUAUAUACAGUUAUGUUGUUAUGGUCUUUAUUGAGCUAAAAUGUCAUGUAUUUUAAUGCUAUAAAUAUAAUUCUCUAUUUCCAGAAGAAAAAUGUUGCUAUUGGUUGCUUUGCCAUUUCUAUAGGUUCAAGGAUUCUGCUUGGUGAACGUCUACAUUUUUUGUAAUUGUGAUGUAAACCAUUUUAACAAACGCAGAACGGUGUAAAGAUCAACAAAUACAUUUAAAAAUGAGUGAUAAACAGAUAUUUUUAUGAUGU
Messenger RNA from Triplophysa dalaica, 2594 nucleotides. RefSeq names its product growth differentiation factor 5 (gene gdf5). Gene Ontology annotation, biological process: BMP signaling pathway; SMAD protein signal transduction. The transcript has 2 exons. Lineage: Eukaryota; Metazoa; Chordata; Actinopteri; Cypriniformes; Nemacheilidae. Gene Ontology annotation, cellular component: extracellular region. Gene Ontology annotation, molecular function: growth factor activity; cytokine activity. The record is from RefSeq and is a predicted model, not a curated record. The coding region runs from base 205 to 1734 and encodes 509 amino acids.